Alternaria arborescens is the source of this 2253-nucleotide messenger RNA. RefSeq lists its product as hypothetical. The transcript has 2 exons. The record is from RefSeq and is a predicted model, not a curated record. Gene Ontology annotation, biological process: DNA-templated transcription; regulation of DNA-templated transcription. Lineage: Eukaryota; Fungi; Ascomycota; Dothideomycetes; Pleosporales; Pleosporaceae. Gene Ontology annotation, molecular function: DNA-binding transcription factor activity, RNA polymerase II-specific; zinc ion binding; DNA binding. The coding region runs from base 1 to 2253 and encodes 750 amino acids.
AUGUCCGCCUCCACACCCGCACCCGCGAGUAGCAGCCAUGCGAGCAGCUCGCGCCGAGUACCGUUGGAUAAGCGGAAGCGCACCGAAACGAGCUGCGACAAGUGCAAGUCGCGCAAGCAAAAGUGCCGGAAGGAGCCUGGCCAGGACGCCUGUCGCUACUGCAUCGUGCACAACAUCGAGUGCCUGACGACGCAGCCGCGCAAGAAGAGACUGUAUGGGAGUGUCGAAGGCCUGGGCACCCGUCUGGCGCUGCUCGAGGCGCUGGUCAAGGGGCUGCUCCCAGAGGCAGACGUGUCCAGUACCGAGGCGUUGCGACAGCUUGCGACGUCGCACGGCAUACCGCUGCCAGACUCGGCCGCCAACGACGCGCAUGGCGACCAAGACGACAGUGGCGAGGGCGAAGGUGACGACACCGUGUCACUGUUGCCUGACCAGCAAGGGCAGGUGCAGUUCAUUGGCCCUGGCAGCUCGCUCUCCUUCCAUAUCAAGCUGCGUACGCUGGUCGGAAGAGGCGCUCUGCGCGAGUUUGUUCUCUUUGGCAAGAAUGCUGCCCAGGCAUCAUCGCCAACAAGCAGCGACGACCAGCGCAAUCCGUCGAACUCCACCGCACCAUCGAGUGCCACCCACGGCUCUGUCGCCGUCCAGGGCCGACACUUGAACCCCGGCGACAGACCAAACCUUGAAGUGCUGAUACGCGCCUUCUUCGAACACAUACACCCAGACUUCCCAGUCCUGCACGAGCCUUCAUUCCGCGAGGCCUACGAGGCGUGGUUGGUCAACCCCAGGAAUGCCGAUCCCGCCUGGCUAUGCAGCUUCACCUGUGUGCUGUUGCUCGCUCGUCGCGUUGCGCGCAUUCCCUUCCCAGAAGACCAGGAGCGGCUAUGGUGGCAAAGGACACAAACACUUCUCCCAGUCGUCAUCUUCACUUCUAGCAUCACAGCCAUACAAGCCCUGUUAUUGGCCGCCAUACACCUCCACAACACAAACCAUCGGGAUGCUUGCUGGAACCUGACGGGCACCGCUGUUCGUAUUGCAUAUGCGAUUGGACUGAACCAGGACAAAGUCAACGCUGGCCAAACACCUCUGGCUAGGGAGGUGCGCAAGAUUCUAUGGUGGACUUUAUAUGCCUUUGAGACGAUGCAGGUAUCCUCCUAUGACCGUCCGAGUUCCAUCGAGAACCCAGGCGCAAAAAUCAGCAGUCCUAACGAGAAAAUAAUUGGCGGACCCCCUGACCUGUUCGCAUGCUCGACCCGCUUGUUCAUGCUGCUCGGGUCAACGUGUCGCGCGCCCAAGACCGUCAAGUCCAACGCCAACGAUGAAUCCUAUGUUGGCCCCUUGUCACCCGCCGCGGGUGUACUACGCGACCUGGUCCGAUGGAAGGAGACGUUACCCAGGCACCUACAUUACGAAGCCACAGACGCUUCACCUCCUGCUAUGCAACGGCCGCUGUUGAUGAUACACUCCGUAUAUCACUAUACAACCAUCGUGUUGUGUCGCUCAGCCCUGCUUGCACGCGCUUCCAGUCUGACCAAGAGCGGUCAUGACACUACAAACUCCGCACUCACAGCCAUGGCGGAAGCUUGCUCUGAGUCUGGUCGGUCGCUGGCCAAGGCAUUGCUGAAACUCGAAUCUUUUAACAAAUUCGAUUCCGUCUACUCUUGUGACGUAUGGUAUAUGCUCGCAUCAAGCUCAGUGCUAGUCCUUGAUCUUGUGUGCUUGAAUAAGCUCGGAGGCACAGACAUGUCAGAAUCCCGCAUUCUGUUAUCUCAGCUUGCAGAUCUGGCACAGCGGCAUAGGCGGAAUCCCUACAUGCCUGGAACCAUUGAGAAAUUUGCAUCCCUGGUUCCAGAACUACAUUCCAUGGCUGACUCUCUAGCUUCGCCUGUCAGAUUUGCAGAGCCGGAACUCGAGACUCACGACACCGGACCCCAGAGUUCCCUUCCGCCGCAGCAAUUAUCGCAGCCGGAUGCUGUGCCACACAUGUACCAUCAGUCUCCGCCCGGCGUAGGUACUUACAUGUACGCGGAUCCGAUGCCAGGCCGUAUAUACCCUGACCAGGCCUUCAUGGGCCCUGCCAUGCACCCUAAUGCCCGGUUCGAUAGGACGACGCAAAUGCAGUUCAUGGACUUUACGAUUAACAAUAUUCACGAGUGGAAUUGGGCGGACAUUGGGACUAUGGUUGGCCCCGAAGGCGUUCCGAAUAUGCCUGGAAACCCUCAUGUACAUGGACCACAGCCAACAGGGCCGAAUUGA